AUGUUCCUCCGCCGAGCAGCCCCGGCGCUGGCAAGACGCGCCGUCUUCCGCCCAGCCGCCACACGCUCUUUCGCCACGACCGUCGUCCGCUCAGCAGAUGCCCGCCCCGACUCCGGCAACCCGAAACCGGGUCAAUCAGACAGCCUCAUAACACCGCUCGACAACAUCAAGUCAGAAUCCGACCUCCUCCCCCCCGGCGCCGCUCCCGGUACCGUCCCCACCGACCUUGAGCAAGCAACCGGUCUCGAGCGUCUCGAAAUCCUCGGCAAGAUGCAGGGUGUUGACAUCUUCGACAUGAGGCCGCUCGAUGCGAGCAGGAGAGGGACCCUCCAAGACCCAAUUGUGGUGAAAUCCUUCGGCGACGAACAAUACCUAGGCUGCACCGGCAGUCCCGCCGACUCCCACAACGUCCUCUGGCUCACCGUCUCCCGCGACCGUCCCGUCGAGCGAUGCCCGGAGUGCGGAUCGGCUUACAAGAUGGAGUAUGUGGGGCCACCGGAGAGCCAUGAUGCUCACGGGCACGGUCACGGCGCACACGAUGUGCAUCUGGAUGCGGAUGGCGCGCAUAACUAUGCGGGCGAGCCGAAGACGAUGGCGGAUUAUGUGCGGGCGGAGUACAGAUAGACAAGAUAGUGUUCUGAGAGUGACAGUGAGCGACGGUGCAGCCAGCGGUUAAUGUGCUGGUAAAG
This is a messenger RNA of Baudoinia panamericana UAMH 10762, 689 nucleotides long. RefSeq lists its product as uncharacterized. The record is from RefSeq and is a predicted model, not a curated record. NCBI's taxonomy places the organism in Eukaryota, Fungi, Ascomycota, Dothideomycetes, Mycosphaerellales, Teratosphaeriaceae. Bases 1 to 624 code for a protein of 207 amino acids. Gene Ontology annotation, biological process: mitochondrial electron transport, cytochrome c to oxygen. Gene Ontology annotation, cellular component: mitochondrial envelope. The transcript is spliced from 4 exons.